Tetrahymena thermophila SB210 is the source of this 1089-nucleotide messenger RNA. RefSeq names its product PLP-dependent L-allo-threonine aldolase. Gene Ontology annotation, cellular component: cytosol. The record is from RefSeq and is a predicted model, not a curated record. Gene Ontology annotation, biological process: glycine biosynthetic process; L-threonine catabolic process. Gene Ontology annotation, molecular function: L-allo-threonine aldolase activity. The transcript has 2 exons. NCBI's taxonomy places the organism in Eukaryota, Ciliophora, Oligohymenophorea, Hymenostomatida, Tetrahymenidae.
AUGAUUAAUAGAGAAGAAACUAAAAUGAAAAGCAUCGAUGUUAGAAGUGACACAGUUACUCAUCCAACUAAAAGAAUGUACGAAGCCAUGUUCAAUGCUUAAAUUGGUGAUGAUGUUUAUUAUGAAGAUGAUACUGUCAACAAACUUGAGAAGAUGGCAGCUGAAUUAGUUGGUAUGGAAGCAGCUCUUUUUGUUCCCACAGGAACUAUGGGAAAUCAAAUCCUAGUCAUGGCUCACUGUCAAAGAGGUUAGGAAAUAAUCAUCGGUAUUGACCAUCACGUUGCAGAAGACGAAGUUGCAGGUUGUGCAGUUCUUGCAGGAGUCUAAACUAGAACAUUGCCAACUAAAGAUGGUUACAUGGACUUACAAGAUAUUGAAAACUCUAUCCGUAAAGAUAUUUACGACUGGAUUCCUGAAACUGGUUUGAUUUGUUUAGAAAACUCCAUGCAAGGAAGAGCCUUGUCUCUUGAAUACAUGGCUAAGGUCAGAGAAUUAGGUAAUAAAUACAAAAUCCCUGUUCAUCUCGACGGAGCUAGAAUGUUUAAUGCUUGCACUGCCUUAAAAUGUUCUCCUCGUGAAAUGGGUUAGUAUGUCGACUCUUUGAACUUUUGCUUAUCCAAAGGUCUUUGUGCUCCUAUUGGAAGUAUGAUCUGCGGUUCUAAAAAACUCAUAUAAAAAGCUAGAAGACUUAGAAAAUUACUCGGAGGUGGUAUGAGACAAGUUGGUAUUAUUGCUGCAGCAGGUAUUAUCGCUAUUCAAGAAAUGAUUCCUCAAUUGGAAGAUGAUCACAGAAUAGCUCGUAUUUUAGCCGAAGAACUUUCAUUAAUACCUGAAGUAGAUGUUAAAUUCGAAGCCUUAUCCACUAAUAUGGUAUUCUGGUAAUUCAGAGACCAAAAAAUGCGCAACUUAGUAAACUUCCAAUAAUGCUUAGCAAAAAAGAAUAUAAAAAUCAAUUUACCAUGGGAGCCAAAGUAUUGGUUUAGAUUUGUUAUCCAUCACUAUAUUAGAGAAGAAUAAGUUUAACAAAUUGUCGAUGCAAUCAAGUCCUACAUUGCUUAAUCAGAGGAUAGAAUACAAGCCAGUUUAUGA